Messenger RNA from Sodiomyces alkalinus F11, 1137 nucleotides. RefSeq lists its product as hypothetical. The transcript has a single exon. NCBI's taxonomy places the organism in Eukaryota, Fungi, Ascomycota, Sordariomycetes, Glomerellales, Plectosphaerellaceae. The record is from RefSeq and is a predicted model, not a curated record. Bases 93 to 1055 code for a protein of 320 amino acids.
CCUCCGCGCGCGAACGUCUGUGUGUGGGUCUGAGAACCAGGAAGAAACCGAGAAGAGCUCUGGACACCCCUUUUCACGUCCCUAGGGACCAAAUGCCCCCACUAACCCUUGCCAAGGGACGCUUCAAUUUUACGGCAAUGGAGCGAUCAAGCCUGGACCGAGACAAAACCUCCACGCAAAGAGAUGUCCCUUGCAUUGGCACCUCUGUGUCCGAAGAAAGCAGCGACCCGGGUGGCGGGGGCGGCGUGCGAGAGAGGGUUCGAAACAGGACGGUCCAAGCCGUUUCUUUCUUAGGUGUACGUAGUCGUCGCGAAAGAGACCGCGAAGGAGACGGCGCAGAUGCAAAUGAGAAGCCGACAACAAUCGCAAAACCCGGAUCCGCCUCGGAAAACCUCACUGCCAUUACUGCCGACUCUGACCAGGCCAUUCAAAAGAACGCUGUGACCGGACCAACGAGGCAUAUGAAUACCUCGACGACGAACAGCGUCCAGCCAUUACCAACAGCCACCCGCGGGGCGGCUUCGAUGCGCCUGCUCGGUAUGACCAGGAAGCGUUUGGCCGCUCUAUCGCCCCGCGCUCGGCCACACGAUGCAACUCGACAGGCAUACAGAGAGAUGAUGGCUCGGAAGAAUGCGUCAAUCGCCCAGGCACAGCGAGAGCAAUGCGCACAGGAGGCGGUUCUCGUGGUAGAGACGCCAGCAGCACCACAAGAAGGUGAUGGCGACACCAAACCGCAAUUGGACGAAAACAGUGACUCUCACAGUUGCCUUGCCGUUGUGUUGAAAAACUCCAUAAGGAUCUUGGCCUGGCUCUUUAAAUUACUCUGGUGGCUGAUACGGUACUAUUGGCGAGUUAUAUCCCCUUGUUUCGAUGCUCAGUCUGGCAUACGGCGGCGAUACACCCGGGGGACAAUAACAUGGACCGACUUGAUCGUGUUUGGAAUGAUGUAUAUUGUCGUGCUGGCGGCGCUGUCCAUUGGGAUCCAUAUUUGUCGGGGCAUUGUCUGGGUUUGGCCGUAUGUUGAAGCGGUACUGAGUCUCACCCCUGACGAGUAGUGAGGGAGAGGGGUGCGAACUCGGUAUUUUCCUCACAUAGACAGACCACUGACGACUCGAAGGCAUUCCGUCAUAAUUCUAG